GAAAUGUAUGAGGUUGCCAAGAAACUUUGCUCCUUUUGUGAAGGUCUUGUACAUGAUGAACAUCUUCAGCAUCAAGGCUGGGCUGCCAUAAUGGCCAACUUGGAAGAUUGUACAUAUUCUUACCAAAAGCUGCUUUUCAAGUUUGAAAAUGUAUAUUCAAGCUAUUUGCAGUCCGUAGAUGAUAUCAAGUUGAAACUUACACACUUGGGUUCUGCUGUUUCUAUCAUGGCCAAGAUACCACUGCUGGAGUGCCUAACGAGACAUAGUUACAGAGAGUGUUUAGGAAGACUGGAUUCUUCAGCUGAGCAUGGAGGGGCAGAAAGUGAAGAAACUGAGGAUGGGAAAUCUGCUGAAUUGGUGCUUUAUUCUGAUAUAUCUAAAGUGAACAAUAAAUCAAUGUUAGCCUCAUUUUGCAAGUCAGUUGAACAUUCAGCUUUGGAAGGCACAGAUCCUGAAAAUGUAAAAGAUGCUAAGGAAUCUGGUCAAAAUGCUGCUGUCCAGGACAGUGAAACAUCAGUGGAAUUGAAAGAUGAUGAUCAGCCUUCUUUCAAUGUGUCUUUGCUAGACUGGAUAAAUGUUCAAGAUAGACCUAAUGAUGUUGAAUCGCUGGUCAGAAAAUGUUUUGAUUCUAUGAGCAGGCUUGAUCCAAGGAUCAUCCAACCCUUUCUGUCAGAAUGUCGCCAAACUAUCGCCAAACUAGAUAAUCAGAACAUGAAGGCUAUUAAAGGCCUUGAGGAUAGGCUCUAUGCAUUGGACCAGAUGAUAGCAAGCUGCAGCAGACUGGUGAAUGAACAAAAAGAACUUGCUCAGGGAUUUUUGGCUAAUCAGAAGAGAGCUGAGAACUUGAAAGAUCCUUCUGUGCUGCCUGAUUUGUGUUUGAGUCAUGCAAAUCAGCUGAUGAUUAUGUUAACUAAUCACAGAAAACUGUUAGACAUUAAACAGAAAUGUACCACUGCCAAACAGGAGCUUGCAAAUAAUCUACAAGUCAGACUGAAGUGGUGUUGUUUUGUAAUGCUUCAUGCUGACCAAGAUGGAGAGAAACUACAGGCAUUACUUCGUCUUGUAACAGAGCUCCUAGAAAGGGUCAAGGUUGUAGAGGCUCUCAGUACUGUUCCUCAAAUGUACUGUCUAGCAGUUGUUGAGGUGGUGAGGAGAAAAAUGUUCAUAAAACACUACAGGGAGUGGGCAGGUGCUUUAAUAAAAGAUGGGAAACACCUAUAUGAAGCUGAGAAGGCAAAAAGGGAAUCUUUUGGUAAACUGUUCAGGAAGUCUUUCCUAAGGAAUCGUUUGUUUAGAGGACUUGACUCCUGGCCUCCAUCCUUUUGUACACGAAAACCUCGCAGAUUUGACAGUGAGCUUCCAGAUAUCUCAUUAAGUGACUUGCAGUUUUUGCAGUCUUUUUGUCCUUCAGAAGUACAGCCGUUACUCAGGGUUCCCAUACUUUGUGACUUUGAACCUCUUCACCAGCAUGUACGUGCUCUACAUAACCUGGUAAAGGCAGCACAGAGUUUGGAUGAAAUGUCACAAACCAUUACAGACCUGCUGAAUGAACAAAAGGCCUCCAAUAGUCAGGCAUCGCCACAAUCUGCUACCACAUCAAGGAUGGAAAGUACAACAGGAACCGCAAUUGCUACCUCUUCAAGAACUCCUCCAUCACUCAGUCUUCAGGGUCCCCUGUGUCCUCCUGUGUGUCCUCCAGCUCCAUUAGAAGAAUUGUCUCCAGACAGCAUUGAUGCUCAUACAUUUGAUUUUGAAACUAUUGGCCAUCCGAACUUGGAGCAAGCUCUUAAGCAAGGAUCGUUAGACUUGGAUUCAUUAGCAGAAAGUCCAGAAUCUGACUUUAUGUCAGCAGUAAAUGAAUUUGUAAUUGAAGAAAAUCCAGUAUCUCCUAAUGUAAUAAGUGAUCCACAAAGUCCAGAAAUGAUGGUGGAAUCUCUUUAUUCUUCAGUUAUCAAUGCAAUAGACAGUAGACGUAUGCAAGAUACAAAUUCUUGUGUAAAGGACGUCUCAGUAGAAAAUGCAUCUCUCAAUGUUUGCAUGGAGAAAUGUAGGGUUAUUGCGCAAGACUCAAAGGUACAUUUAAGAGGUAUAAAAGAAGAUCUCUGCCACUUUAGAACACUUGUACAAAGAGAACAGUGUGACUUUUCUAAUUCUUUAAAAUGCACUUCAUUAGAAAUAGUAAAUACUAUUGAGAAGGUAAAACUUUCACUUGAAAAAACACUAAAAGAUAAACAUCAAAAAGAAUUACAGUCUUUGAAAAGUGAAUAUGAAACUAAAAUUAAUAAAUUAUUGGAGGAUGGUGAAGAAAAUAAAAAGAAGAUUAAAAAGUUAAAAGGUGACUUAUUAGGCCUUGAGGAAGUUCUUCAGAAUAAGAAUGAUGAAUUUGCAAUGGUGAAAAAUGAGAAAGAAGCUGUAGUUUGCCUUCAGAAUGAAAAAGACCAGAAAUUACUUGAAUUGGAAUGCCAAAUGGAGACACAAAAUUGUGAAAUUAAGGAACUGAGGCAGUCACGUGAGAUAGUACUUGAAGAUCUGAAAAAACUUCAUGUUGAAAACAAUGAAAAACUACAACUCCUGAGGGCAGAACUUGAGAGUUUAGAGCAAAGCCAUUUAAAAGAACUGGAAAACAACCUACAAGCCAGGCAUUUACAGGAAUUUGAGAAGGUGCUAGCUGAGCACAAGGACUGUUUAGAUAAAUUAAAAAAAGAGAACCAGCAUAGACUUGAACAAAUGCAGGAAUCUCAUGCAGUAGUUGUUCAAGAGAAACAACAACAAGUAGAAGAGUUACAACUCAAGGUUUCAGAUCUGUCUGAUUUGAGGUGCAAAUUAGAAGUUGAGCUUGCCCUGAAAGAGGCAGAAACUGAUGAAAUAAAGCUUCUUUUGGAAGAAAGCAGAAACCAGCAACAAGAGACCUUAAAAUCGCAGAUUGAUAAGGAAACUGAAAGCUUAAAAAAGGAGAUAGAUAAAUUAAACAAUAAAAUACAACUUAACAAUGAUGAAUAUCAAGUGGGCUUAUCAGAACUAAGGACUCUGAUGACCAUUGAGAAAGAUCAGUGCAUUUCUGAGCUAGUAGACAGGUAUGAAGAAGAAUCAAAUUUGCUUAGAACUGAACUAAAUAAAGUAACACUUCUUCAUCAAAAAACUUCUGAGGCAGAAAAAAGACUUUCAGAGCAAAUAACGGAACUACAAAGUAAGUUAGAGUUGGAAGUGAAUGCCCUAGAAAAGGAAAAAACAGAAAAAUUGUCUCUCUGUGGGCAGCAGGAAAAGUAUGAAGCUAUUAUCCAUAAGCUUAAGGAAGAGAAAGAACUGUUAGUAUCUAACCAAGAACAAGACAGGCAGUUGCUCAUUCAGAAGCUCAAUUGUGAAAAAGAGGAUGCAGUACAAACUGCUUGUAAAGAGUUUGAAUUACAGAGGGAAGCUGCUGAAAAAGGGCUUUUGGAAAAAAUACAACAACUUGAGAUGCAAGUAAAUCGGAGUCCUCCCACUGAAUCAUCUGCUGAAUCAAGCUUGGUUGCUGAACUUCAAGAGAAGCUUCAGGAAGAAAAAAUGAAGUUCUUGGAGCAACUUGAAGAACAAGAGAAAAGAAAGAAUGAAGAACUGCAGAACAUCAGAACAUCGCUCACUGCAGAGCAGCAGACCAACUUUAACACUGUUCUGGCAAGAGAGAGAAUGAAAAAAGAAAGCAUAAUUAAUGACCUUAGUGACAAAUUAAAAAUGCUUACGCAACAGCAAGAAAAAGAUAAGGAUUUGAUUGAAACACUUUCUGAAGAUCGAGCUCGCUUACUUGAAGAGAAGAAGAAGCUUGAAGAAGAAGUUAAUAAACUAAGAAGUAGUAAUUUUUCUCCAUCAACCUACUCGGCAGCAGCUUCAGAAGCUUGUGGAGCCUGCGCAGCUGAUAUUCCCACGGACACAGACAGAUUGGUUUCUGACAUUGCAGCUGAAGGGAGGAUGGAUUCCACGAUGGAAACCAGUAUGAUGGCUGUGCAUGAAAAUGUCCAUAUGUCUGAAGAAAAACAGAGGAUAAUGUUGUUAGAAAGAACUUUGCAGUUGAAAGAAGAGGAAAAUAAGAGAUUAAAUCAAAGAUUGAUGUCCCAGAGCAUGUCAUCAGUAUCCUCAAGACAUUCUGAAAAAAUAGCAAUUAGAGAUUUUCAGGUUGGCGAUUUGGUUCUCAUUAUCUUGGACGAAAGGCAUGACAACUAUGUAUUGUUUACUGUUAGUCCAACCUUGUAUUUCUUGCACUCAGAAUCUCUUGCUGCACUGGAUCUCAAACCAGCUUCAGGUGCAUCUAGGAGACCUUGGGUGCUAGGAAAAGUGAUGGAAAAGGAAUAUUGCCAGGCAAAAAAGGCACAAAACAGAUUUAAAGUUCCUUUGGGUACAAAAUUCUACAGAGUGAAAGCAGUACCAUGGAACAAGAAAGUAUAACACAACCGAAUUUUAGUUCAUUCUGUCUCCAUUCUUUUUUGACUUGUCCUUCAGUGCUCGUUCAUUGCUCCAGAUACCAGGCCAUCUUUUUAUACUGAGGUCAUGUGACAAGAUACGUCAUUGAUGUACUGCUUUUACUUUUUAACAGGUCACAUUUUAGAAACAAGAAUUUCAUCAGAAACUCUGGCCCUAACUGUUCCAAUUUUUUUACCCAGAUAACUUUAGGAGUGUGGACCAAAUGAGUUCAUUUUCUCAAGGGGCAACGACAUAAAACAUGGUUUGUUAGCCAUGUUAAUUGCCUGUUAAAUAUACAUUAGCUUGUAUUAGAUGUUAAAUGUUAGUUACCAUUAUUACCAGCAUACGUCCUUUUGUGAAAUCAUUAUCAAAGUACUUGCACUCUUUAACAGAUUCUUUAUAUGUGUAAAAUUCAUCAACUAUUUAAAGAGGAGUGUUCAUUGCAUGCAGAUAAUCAUAUAAUUUUUCUUCGACAUGAGUUUGCCUCAGUAGAUGAAUAAAAAUAACUACUGCAACUUGUUUCAUUACAUGAAAAUGCUCUUUAAUGUUAAAAAAA
Molecule: messenger RNA, 4990 nt
Organism: Cariama cristata (Red-legged seriema)
Lineage: Eukaryota; Metazoa; Chordata; Aves; Cariamiformes; Cariamidae
Gene: RB1CC1
Product: RB1-inducible coiled-coil 1
Exons: 19
Biological process (GO): reticulophagy; autophagosome assembly; positive regulation of protein phosphorylation
Cellular component (GO): extrinsic component of membrane; phagophore assembly site membrane; Atg1/ULK1 kinase complex
Molecular function (GO): molecular adaptor activity; protein kinase binding
Source: RefSeq, a predicted model, not a curated record